AUGGGGAAAGGUGGAAAUCAGCCAGUAAAUUACAAGGAUGGUGUUGAUGAGAUUUCGAGCAGGGCAUCCAAAAUCUGCUAUUCUUGUAAUCCUACUUUGUUCGAAACUGCAACAAGUGUUGCUGUCAAAUCAGACAAGAAAUUUACUAGAUUGGACUUGUAUACGAGAGUUGGAUUAAAUCAUCCCCACUUGCAAUCAAUUUUGGAAGAGCCGACAGAUGGUUACAAAGACCCCAUCUACUGUGAUAAAAUAGAUAGUGACACAAGAACUAAUGCCAUGACAGGACAGUCCCUUGCCAAUUUACUCGGUUAG
Molecule: messenger RNA, 312 nt
Organism: Dovyalis caffra
Lineage: Eukaryota; Viridiplantae; Streptophyta; Magnoliopsida; Malpighiales; Salicaceae
Source: the annotation of a GenBank genome assembly